GUUAUCAUGCCGAGCUCUCACUCGGGACAGAAAGCGCGUGCAGGCGCCGCAUCUUUUACAUCGACCACCUGUUGACUGGAGUGUAAACUUAUCGAAACACACUAGACUGAACUCGGAUCUCGUACAGAUGUGCAGUGGAGCUCCAUCUGCACACAGAACUGUGAGAAAGUUUUACAGAAGUUUGUUAAACGAGUGGUGCGCUUAAAAGAAGAAGCGCGAGCAACUUUUAGUAAGUGAGUGUAGUAAGUGACAUCGAGGACAUGCACGUCAUUUACAGUUUAAUGCGCAAUGCUUUUUGGUGAGGUUCAUUAAUUGGAAAGCCAAAUGUCAUCCGUGCACGUUCACCCGAACUGCAUUGUAUGUGAUUUACGCGUGAGAUGGUCCGUUAUAACCUCCCAGGUUGGGGAGAAAUAACUUAAAAACACUGUGACACGCGUUUUCGCCUCAGGAUGAAAGUAGUGAGCGUGCUUUUUGCGCUGGCCGCUUUUUGGAGGCUAAGUAUGACGAGCAGGAGACACUGUCCCGACCUUACCGUGGAGAGCUGUGAGUGCGCAGCAGAGCGCUCUGGGGCGCUGAACCGACGCAGCGCGCGCGUCACGGUGACAUGUGAUGAAGCAGAUCUGACGGAUACGCUGGAGCCUCGCGCGCUGCUCACCACCACCACGUCACUGAUUCUCAGCAAUAACAAAAUCUCAACGGUGAAAAACGCCUCUUUCUUCAGCUUACACUCUCUGGAGAGACUAGACCUGAGGAGUAAUUUGAUUAGCACAGUGGAGCCUGGAGCAUUUCGUGGAUUGGCUAUGCUGAAGAGGCUGGAUCUAUCCAACAACCGCAUUGGCUGCCUUUCCGCCGAGAUAUUUCUUGACCUUGGCAAUCUCUUGAAGCUAAAUCUAUCUGGAAACAUCUUUUCCACACUGCCUGAAGGGCUGUUCAUGCACUUGAGUUCACUGAGAGUCCUACACUUCAGUACAGAUUACUUGUAUUGUGACUGCCAGUUGGAGUGGUUGCUGCUGUGGGCCAGAGCCAGAUUUGUACGUGUGGGAAACGAGACAGUGUGUGUGUAUCCUUCACACCUCCAUGGCUUUCCAGUCCGUGGCCUCCAAGAACACCAGCUCACCUGCGACCCUCCUUUGGAGCUUCCACUGCUUCAGCUGAUUCCGUUUCAGAGGCAGCUAGUGUUCCACGGUGACCGACUCCCACUGCAGUGCACUGCCUCCUACCUGGACCCCUCUGUCACUCUGAACUGGAGCCAUAACCACUGGCCUGUACACACACAUGGAGAGAGAGGAGUGUAUGUUGAGGAAAGCAUAAUCCAUGACUGUUGCCUCAUAACCAGUGAACUAAUCCUCUCCAACGUGGAUGCUGAUGUUUCCGGUAAUUGGCAGUGCCACGUGACCAGUUCCCGUGGCAACAGCUCCAUUGGCAUGGAGAUUGUGGUUUUGGAGACGUCUGCACUGUACUGCUCUGCAGAGAGGGUGAGCGGCAACAAAGGUGACUUCAGGUGGCCUAAAACCCAGGCUGGUUUAAUGGCCUUUCUCCCAUGUGCCACAGCCUCCUACAGCUCUCAUGAGAAGAGGGCAUGGCGCAGAUGUGAUAAGCAUGGUCGAUGGGCAGAAGACGACUACAAUCAGUGCCCUUACUCCAGCAAGUUUACCCGCAUGCUGCAUGAACUUACACAGAUCACAGUAAACACCUCCAACGCACUUCUCCUGGCCCAACAGCUCUCCUCCAUCACCAGCAAUGCAGCAAUGUUUGUAGACAUGAUGGACGUCAUCUUUGUCACACAUCUUGUUGAGAGAAUCACACGACAUGUGGAUCGUCUCCAACAACUAGGGGACUACGUGUCUGACAUUGCAAGCAACAUGAUGCAGGUAGAGGAGCACAUCCUGUGGAUGGCACAGAACGAAGCUCGAGCCUGCACACGUAUUGUACAGUGUGUUGAGCGCAUUGCAGACCUCACCUUCAACACACAUAGCCAGAACAUCUCAAAGGUCUCUGCUAACAUAGCUAUGGAAGCCUUCGUGAUUAGGCCUUCAAGUCUAAUGGGUUUGUUGUGUACGGUGGUAGCUAAUCCAGAUCUGAAUACUGGUCCUGGGGUUUCUGGGGUUUCUCUCCUCAACUUCAGAUGCCAUGCAACUAAUGUCACAGGAUCACUCACCGACCAGCUCAGUCAGAACGCAGUGGCUGUCGCCUCCAUUCAUUUACCGCUGGCUGGCUCUGUGCGCGCCUCCGCCUUGCGAUCUGUUGAUAACUCGACCUGCAGGCUGCAGCUGGUUGUAUUUCGCAAUGGAAAACUCUUUCCGUGCACAGGGAACUCGUCGAGCUUGGCAGACGACGGCAAGCGAAGGAGCGUGGCGACUCCGGUCGCUUUCGUCAAAUUAGAUGGAUGCAGUCUCGAUAGCUUCAUUCAGCCUGUCAUUAUCACCCUGAGGCACUUGGCUCUAGGUGCAGAUCCCACCGCAGCCUACUGGGAUUUCGACCUGCUGGAUGGCCACGGAGGCUGGCGGGCAGAGGGCUGCCACAUAACGGGCUCGGCGGGCAACACCACCACUGUACACUGUACACAGCAUAAAAACUUCGCUGUGCUCAUGGAUCUGAAGAAGGUGCUGUCGUUCCCUCCAUACCCGGGGGACUUCCUGCACCCGGUCGUGUAUGCUUGCACCGCUGUCAUGCUGCUCUGCCUUUUUGCUUCCAUCAUCACUUACAUAGUGCACCACAGUACAAUCCGGAUCAGCAGGAAGGGAUGGCACAUGCUCCUGAACUUCUGUUUCCACACAGCUCUGACGUUCGCUGUGUUCGCCGGAGGCAUCAACCGCAUCAAAUACCCAAUUUUCUGCCAAGCGGUUGGAGUAAUACUUCAUUACUCGUCUCUGUCCACUAUGCUGUGGCUGGGCUUCACAGCUCGGAACAUCUACAAACAGGUUAUCAAGAAACCCCCCAAGCCUCAGGACGGAGACAUGCCUCCUCACCCCCCCAGGUCGCCCAUGCUGAGGUUUUAUUUAAUCGGCGGUGGAAUUCCCUUCAUUAUCUGUGGCAUCACAGCUGCUAUCAACCUAGAAAAUUAUGGCAGCGGAGAGCAAACUCCAUACUGCUGGAUGGCAUGGGAGCCUAGUCUCGGGGCUUUCUAUGGACCUGUGGCAUUCAUCGUUUUGGUGACAUGUGUCUACUUCCUGUGCACCUUCAUCCAGCUGCGUAAACACCCAGAGAGGAAAUACGAGCUAAAGGUGCUGUCUGAGGAGCAGCAGAGACUGUCUGCUGCUGAUGUGCCCCACUGUCACCAUCAAGGUGAACCUGGAAUGCCAGGAGGUGAUGGGACCCGCUGCCAUGCCGGCUGCCCGGGCUUGAUCAACCCAUCUUUACUCGCCAAUGAGCACUCAUUCAAGGCUCAGCUAAGGAGUGCUGCAUUCACACUGUUUUUGUUCUUAGCUACAUGGACAUUUGGGGCUCUGGCUGUGUCUCAGGCUCAUUUCCUGGACAUGAUAUUCAGUUGUCUGUAUGGAGCGUUCUCAGUCACUCUGGGUCUUUUUGUGCUGAUUCACCACUGCGCUAAGCGUGACGAUGUCUGGCAUUGCUGGUGCACCUGUUGCCCUGGUCACCAAGCUAAUACCUGCCAAGGGCAUGGGCAUGCCCAUGGGCGCCCUAAGGUCAAUGUUAAUGGGGAUGUACACAGGCAUGGGCACGGGCAUGAUCACUGCCACCUGGACUCGCCCUGCACAGGCAAAUCUGUCCUCAGUCACACACACUCACAUGGCCUGUGUAAGCUCAGCAACCUGCAAGCACAGAACCAUGUAACCUGCCUCACCCCUGUGAGCCCAGUGACCCCUUGUUGCUCAGCUCUCCACACAGAGAAGCUGCUGGAAGAGCGACCCAUUCACUUGCACAGCUGCCUAAAACCAGGCAGGACUAAAGGAAGGCAGCGGGCAUCACCAGUUGGAGAGAGAGAGCUGGCUUUCCAUCUUCCAGCCAGUGCAGAUGCAGGCAGCGGACAAAGCUCGCCCACUGACAGCCCACAGAGCACCUGCCAACGCCAGGGUCACAUCUGCCACCUGGCCCAAGAUGAGCACCAGGAGUGGCACCAUGCAUGCUCUCACCAUGACACUCCAAUGUGCCAUGCUGCACUUUGCCAUCGGCACUCAUGCUGUACCAAGGCAGAGAUUCUGCCUUCGCCCUUGUGCCACACUGAGAGCCGGGAGCCGGAAACCCUCCUUUGUGGCUGUGGGAAGAUGGCAGAUGAUGAGCUUGUAGUGCCGUGUCACGGCCAUGUUGAGAUACACCCUCGCAGACAGUCCUUCCCACAGUGUGUACCCAACCAGAACGGGCUUCUCAAAGGAAGUGGACACGAGGGGCACCUGUACCCAUCUGACAGCACGGGGAAUAUACGCACUGGACCCUGGAAGAAUGAAACUACUGUGUAGUUCAAGGGCUCGACGUGCAUUCUGUGUUAACCACCUUCUCUACAAUUUAAAAACAAAGCAGACAUUAUAAAGUUUCAUAUCUGUUUUGGUUUAAUAUUAUCACAAUCCUUCAUUUCAGCUUUGUUUUCAUUUAUUGUUUAUCCGACAAACCAUCAAUCCAGAAUGGAUACACAAACCUGACAAAAGGAAACAUUGUUAGACACUUGCUGCCAGAUUGGAGUCAUGCUCUAUAUUCCGGAUUUUAACUUUUACCACAAAGCUAAUUUUAUCACUACAGGAUAACAAACAUUCUCCGAGUGUGACUUUGUGUGACUGGGUUUUGCGUAUGUGCGAGUGCACUUGAAUGUACUUUGUGUAUGUCCUUCUGCAAAUGCAAUCAAUUUAGUGUUUUGUGAAAAGAUUUCUUUCAUAAGAUACCAGAUUAUAAUCUAAUGAGAUCUAAGUUAUUAAAUAAAAUGUUAUUGACAGUGCCCAAACUGUGCAACACAAGUGAAGUGACAAGCACGUAGAAUAAGAGCCAAGUGUCCAAGUACAACAUGAAUACAUCACCAGCAAUUUUAACUCAUCUGUGUUUUCAUGUCACUUUAACAAUCAUGCUUACUGUAUACUGUGAACAACUGCUGAAACUUAGUACAAUACAAAACAGACAAAAAAUAGACCUAGUUCUUUCUCAGUUCUUUUCGGCCUCUAUAUCGUGCAAACUAACAAAAAAAAAUGAGACAGUCUGCUUUACUGCAAAUCUGUAUUGAUUAUUCAAUUUCCAUGGUGAAGUUCCGAUCCGUUGAGGUGUUUGUACAAGAAACCUGUCGUGUUACUCUCUGGUGCUAGAAAAUCAACUAACACAAUUACAUAUCCAUGAUCCAAUGAUCAGUUGGAGCAACCAAACUAACCACUGCUGAGAAAUAAAACAAGAAGUCACUUAUGUACGAUCGCCAUCAUUUUAUUAGGAACACCUAUAGACACAUUAUGCAGUUAUCCAGAUCCGUUAUCGGUCAUAUGGCAACAAAGUGAUAAAUUCAUGUGGAUACAAAGCAGGAGCAGAUAAAGUUGACAUCAAACAAGAAUCUCUGUGACUUUGACUAUGGGUUGGUUGGUUGUGCCAAACUAAUUUAAGUAUUUUGGAAACUGCUAAUUUCCUGGGCUUUUCAUGUAAAUCUGGCAUGUCAGUUUACACUGAAUUAGAAUAAAAACAUUCAUUUGACAGUAGUUCUGCAGGUAGAAAUGUUCUGUUGAUGAGCGAUUUCAAAGGACAAUGGCCAGUCUCAAACAGACAGGAAGGCUGCAGUAACUCAAAUAGUUGUCUUUAGCAGGAAAGCCUCUCAGAAUCGGGUCUUUUUUCAAAUCUGUGGCCUCGGCUUCUUCUUUUUAGCUGACAGAGGUAGAAGUUGAUGUGGGCUCUCUCCACCUAGGUUUAUCAUGUUGUGUGUUCUGGGAUGUUUUUCUUCUCAUCACAGGUGUACAGAGUGGUUUACAGAGUUACUGUAUCUUUCAAGUCAUGUCACCAAUCUGGCCAUUCUCCUCUGAGCUGGCUCAUCAAAAUGGAGUCUUUGUAGAACAUCCACUCACUGAAUGUUGGUUUUUUGUUUGCUUAUUUGUUUCUUUAAACCAUUCUGUGAGCAUUUAUGGCAUUUGGCAGACUCUUUUAUUUAGAUUUCUGAGCAGUUGCAGGUUAAAGGCUGUUCCCAAGGGUCCAGCAGUGGUGGCUGAUUGGGAUUUGAACACAUACCCUUUGGAGCAGUAGUCCAACAUCUUAACUGCUGACCUAACAUUUCCACUUUAUAAUGUCUAGAGACUAAAUAGGUUUUGGAAAUACUCAAAAUUAGCUACAGUCACAACCAUGCUGUGGUCACAGUCACAUCACUGUGAUUAUAUUUUCCCCUCACCCUGAUGUUUGCUUUUAACAUUAUCUGAAGCUUUUGACCUGUAUCUGCAUGAGUUUAUGUACUGUGCUGCCACAUGAUUCACCGAUCGGACAAUGUAUGAAUAAGCAUGUAUACAGGUGUUCCUAAUAUAACAGAUUAGUCAGCGAGUGUAUAUACAGCAAGCCGUUAAUUAAAGUUUGGAUUAAAGAACACUGAUUAUCUUCCAACUCAGUUUUUGAAAAUAUAACCUAUUUUCUGCCGUUCUCGACUGCCCUGUGGUGUCAAUGCUCCAGUGGUGCUUAGUGUGCUCACACACUCAACAUUUUACAUGGAAGUAAAGUCUUAAUAUCAAAAUCAGUAAUAUCAAUAUCAGUAAUAUCACUUGAAUAGAACAUAUGAUAUUUGACCUGGGUGGUGACCCCUAGCAGAGCUUCACCUCAGCCAUUUCUCCUCCCGUCUGCUUUAUCACCAGUGAUUGAAAAUCUGGACCUAUUUAAAUAUAAGUAAGUGUGAAAAAAGUAACAUUUCAGUAACUGAGGUAUGCCUUGUAUUGUAUGAUCUAUAUUUGCCUAUUGCUCAGCAUCUGAGUUUUGGUAUGUUAUUGAUUAGGGUUGUUUAAAUGCAUCUCUGUUACAGAUGGUUUGUGAACAUGCAAAUACAAUGAGAGAGACGGUUGCUCUGGUUUGAAUGAUGAGUGACAAUAGUGCGUUUGUGAAUCUACUCCUCCCUGUUUUUCUCUCUGUUAAAUAGAAGUUCGCACAAGUUUGAAUACUUGUUUAACUAAUUUUUGCCUUUUUAAUAUGGAAAAUCCAAAACAAAAGACAAUCCGAGACAAAUUUCUCAAUUUACCCUGAUGGUUCAAAGGCAAAAAUUGCUUAUAACAGAGGUCUAUCUGCUCUUCUUUGAGAAACUGGGCUUUUAGACUCAAUCAAGUUCAAGGACCUGUUCAGUCUAAGUUACUUCAAUCGAUCUUUUCACAUCUUUGCAUAUUGUUAUAACAAAAAAUGUCCUCUUGCUCAGACUAUAUUUUAUAAGUGACUUCUUCCUUUCAUCUUCUAACAGAAAAAUGGUUCAACAAGUAGCCAACUUGGUGUAAUGUAUGGAUGUGCAAAGCAAGUUGUUCACAAUCCAUUGGUUUGAAAAAGAGAAAAUAGUUUUGCCCAUCCUGAGGAAAUCCGGAUGCCAAAUAUUUUGUCUUCUGUUUGUUCUACUGCACCUUUGUAUUUUCUCAGCUCUCAAAUAAAACACAAUAAACAAGACGUUAUAGCCGUGA
Tachysurus fulvidraco (yellow catfish) is the source of this 7550-nucleotide messenger RNA. Its product is annotated as adhesion G protein-coupled receptor A1. The transcript is spliced from 19 exons. Gene Ontology annotation, molecular function: protein binding; G protein-coupled receptor activity. The record is from RefSeq and is a predicted model, not a curated record. Bases 450 to 4415 code for a protein of 1321 amino acids. Gene Ontology annotation, biological process: cell surface receptor signaling pathway; G protein-coupled receptor signaling pathway. Lineage: Eukaryota; Metazoa; Chordata; Actinopteri; Siluriformes; Bagridae. Gene Ontology annotation, cellular component: postsynaptic density; glutamatergic synapse; plasma membrane.